AUGGAUUCGCUUUCAUCUGCAUCUGAUCAGAUAACCGAAGACUCUGAAGAAUGUAAUUUAACUCAACGUAAACCGCUAAUCCCAGAGAAACAACCAUUAUUCCCUGGUUCUUCUUGUAUCAUGGACGAUAAGGUUUUAGUCAAUAUUAUACGUCGAGAAAUACAGCAGUCUGUGACGGAGGCUGUUGAAUCAGCCGUCAAGAUGUAUUUUUCUAAGGAGUUCGAUGAAAUUAAAAGCGAAUUGGCUACCUUACGAGAAAUCGGUAAAAGUUUGGAAUUUCUUAGCUCUCAAUAUGACUGA
This is a messenger RNA of Parnassius apollo (apollo), 300 nucleotides long. The record is from the annotation of a GenBank genome assembly. Lineage: Eukaryota; Metazoa; Arthropoda; Insecta; Lepidoptera; Papilionidae.